UUCAACUUGGAUAAUGUGAUAGCAAUGUGGCACAACCAACUUCCUCUAGAGUCUUGUUGCAAAUUGGAAAUAUUAAAAAUAUCACAUUGCAAGAAACUGUUGAAUGUUUUUUCAUCCAAUAUCCUAAAAGGGUUACAAAGUUUGAAAUAUGUGGAAAUACAUGAUUGUGAUUCCAUAGAAGAGAUUUUUGAUCUACAGGGAGUAAAUUACAAGGAAAUUCAUGAUAUUGCAACCAUUCCAUUGGGAUCAUUGUCUUUAGAGAGGCUAAAUAGUUUGAAGAGUGUAUGGAAUAAGGAUCCUCAAGUACUUGUCUCCUUUCAAAACCUAUGGUCAUUAGGUAUGGCUAAUUGUCCUUGCUUGAAAUGCCUUUUUUCCGAAAAUAAUAGCAAAAGGCCUUGUGCAACUUAAUGUCCUUGGGAUAAGAAAAUGUGGAGUGGAGGAAAUUGUUGCAAACGAAAAUGGAGAUGAAACAAUGUCUUCAUUAUUCCCUAAACUAACCUGUCUCAUACUUGAAGAAUUAGACAAACUCAAAGGUUUCUCCCGAGGAAAAUGUAGUGCAAGAUGGUCACAUUUGAAAGAGCUAAUUAUGUGGAAAUGCGAUCAAGUGGAGACACUUUUUCAAGAAAUAGAUUCAAAAGGUUAUAUUGAUAGUCCAAUUCAACAACCUUUCUUCUGGUUGGAAAAGGAUGCAUUCCUUCAUUUGGAGCAAUUGAUCUUAAAGGGCUCCAAGAUGAAAAUAUGGCAAGGCCAAUUUUCAGGGGAGUCAUUUUGCAAGCUGAGACUUCUGAAGAUAAGAAAGUGUCACGACAUUUUGGUUGUGAUCCCCUCCAAUGUGCUUCCAAAGUUGCAUAAUCUAGAGGAACUUCAUGUGAGCAAGUGUAAUUCAGUGAAAGAGGUAUUCGAACUUGUUGAUAAGGAAUAUCAAGUUGAGACACUCCCAUGAUUAACUGAAAUGUUCCUAGAAGAUCUACCCUUGUUGACAUAUCUAUCUGGAUUGGGUCAAAUUUUUAAGAAUCUUCAUUCAGUAGAAGUACGUGGUUGUGGAAAUUUAAUUUAUUUGGUGACUUCCUCAAUGGCUAAAACAUUGGUGCAACUCAAAGUGCUUACCAUAGAAGAAUGCAAAUCGGUGGAAGAAAUAGUCAGAUAUGAGGAAGGUGAAGAACCAUAUGAUAUUGUUUUCUCCAAAUUACAAAGGUUGAGACUUGUUAACUUACAAAGUCUAAAAUGGUUCUGCUCAACUACAUGCAUCUUCAAAUUCCCAUCCUUGGAACAAUUUGAGGUGAAAGGAUGCCCUCAAAUGGAAGUUUUUUGUGAGACAGUCCCAAGUACACCAAGGGUAAAGAAAGUAGAAAUUGACAUGGAUGUGGAAGAGCAUUUUUUGGGGUAUGACGUCAAUACCAUCAUCCGUAAUACAGCUUUAGAGAAGUUUAAAAUUGUCAAGGUGACAUUUGAGAAGGAUCAUGAGGCUCUUGGGGCAACCACUCAAUCGCUUUUGAAGGAUUAUAAAGGUUGGGGUGAUGGAGAUAGUGAUGAUGAUGAUGAUGAGGUCAAUGACGAUGAUGAUGAUGAUGAUGAGGUCAAUGAAGAGGAGGAUGUGGAGAGGAAGACGAGGAUGAGGGAGAGGGAGAUAAAGAAGAGGAAGAGGGAGAUGAAGAAAUGGGAUAUAAAGAGGACGAAGAUGGAGAGGGAAAGAAAUAGGACUGAGAGGAUGUACUGGAGGAUGAGGACAAUGACAGACCACAACCAGGACGACUGA
Molecule: messenger RNA, 1756 nt
Organism: Vitis riparia (riverbank grape)
Lineage: Eukaryota; Viridiplantae; Streptophyta; Magnoliopsida; Vitales; Vitaceae
Exons: 4
Coding region: 953-1756 (267 amino acids)
Source: RefSeq, a predicted model, not a curated record